This is a messenger RNA of Amphiprion ocellaris (clown anemonefish), 856 nucleotides long. It is a transcript of the gene ppiaa, whose product is annotated as peptidylprolyl isomerase Aa (cyclophilin A). The transcript has 4 exons. Gene Ontology annotation, biological process: protein peptidyl-prolyl isomerization; protein folding. The record is from RefSeq and is a predicted model, not a curated record. Gene Ontology annotation, cellular component: intracellular membrane-bounded organelle. Lineage: Eukaryota; Metazoa; Chordata; Actinopteri; Pomacentridae. Bases 94 to 588 code for a protein of 164 amino acids. Gene Ontology annotation, molecular function: peptidyl-prolyl cis-trans isomerase activity.
AAUCCACGCACCUCCAUCUUUUUCGGUUCCUCGCGGCCCGCCGUAUCCUCUCACCGGAAAACUCUCAGUCACCGUCUCCGCUGCAGCCGUGAAAUGGCCAACCCCAGAGUCUUCUUCGACAUCACCGCCGACGGCAAGCCGAUCGGGCGGGUCGUGAUGGAGCUCCGUCCUGACGUGGUUCCCAAGACGGCCGAGAACUUCCGCGCCCUCUGCACCGGAGAGAAGGGCUUCGGCUACAAGGGCUCCAUCUUCCACCGCGUCAUCCCAAGCUUCAUGUGCCAGGGCGGCGACUUCACCAACCACAACGGAACCGGUGGCAAGUCCAUCUACGGCAACAAGUUCGCCGACGAGAACUUCACGCUGACGCACACCGGCCCCGGGAUCCUGUCCAUGGCCAACGCCGGCCCCAACACCAACGGAUCCCAGUUCUUCAUCUGCACAGCCAAGACCUCCUGGCUGGAUGGGAAGCACGUGGUGUUCGGCAGCGUGGUGGAGGGGAUGGAUGUGGUGAACACCAUGGAGAGCAAAGGGAGCCAGAGCGGCAAAACCAGCGUCAAGCUCGCCAUCGCCGACUGCGGGCAGCUCUGAGCUCAACACCUGACCCUUCCUGUAGCCACGCCCCAUCCUGUAGGCCCCGCCCCUCCACCAUUCUACAUUCCUAUCAAUGGAGAUCCAGCCGACCCCCUACCAAACCGCCCUUCUUUUUUAUUCUGUUGUUGAAAUCAAGUUGCUGCAUUUGUGACUUUUGGAAGUUUCUUUUGCAUUAACAUUUUUUUCCACUAAAAUCCCAACUUUUUUUUUGUUGAGUCAAAAAAAAUGAAUAAGAGAAUAAAACAAAAGAUGCCUUGACAAUUAA